Molecule: messenger RNA, 8178 nt
Organism: Brassicogethes aeneus
Lineage: Eukaryota; Metazoa; Arthropoda; Insecta; Coleoptera; Nitidulidae
Source: the annotation of a GenBank genome assembly
GCGGAAACUUUCAGUGAAGCGGACCAGUUGCUUACAGGCUUCCCCAAAGCCUCCGUGUUAGUGCCAUGUUACGUGAUUAUUUUUCCGGAGCACUUUCAUAAACAAACUUUGACGGAGAUACAAAUAAAAGCAGUGUUUGACCCCAAGUGUUUGUUUGCGUCUUAACAUUCCAGUAAGUUAUAGAAUAUUGGAAAUGCAAUUGCUAUAACGGUGAAAUUGAAGUAACAAUUAGAAUGAUGAACUAUCCGUGGAUUGUCAAACUAUUGCUGUUAUUUUACAUUGCACAAGAAUGUCGAGCGAACUUGCCGCCGGUGUUCUCGAUGGACAUGCACAACCUCGCGAUAUCGGAAAAAACACCUGUUGGAAGUGUGAUAUAUCGAUUGGAGGGAAGCGACCCGGAAAAUAGUCCGGUGCAUUUCGAUCUUAAAGGAACAGACGUGCUGAAAGUCGAUCCGGACUCCGGGGAAGUGACCGUCGUCAAACCCUUGGAUUACGAGGCAAACAAUACCUUAUACGUAAUUAUAAGUAUAGAAGACGAAGUAGAGGGUAACGCAAAAAAUAACAUCGUAGAAGAGCCGAUAGCAGUUAUCAUCCUUGAUGAAAACGAUAAUGCACCAGAGUUCCAAAAGGCUCCCUACGAAAUUGUUAUCAAUGAGGACACCGCUGCGGGCUCCACCGUGUUUUCCGAUAUCAGCGUUGUCGAUAAAGACUCAUCCGGCGAAAAUAUCGAGGUGGAUUGCAUAAAUUUGGCAGAGUACGAGGAUGCAUGCGAGAUAUUCGGCAUUGGAACCGUCAGCUCGGCGCAGAAUUCCUAUCGGGGCUCCAUUGUCCUCAAUCGAAAGCUGAGCUACGCCAAACAACACACAUAUCAGUUCCUGCUCAAGGCGAAUGAUGGAGAAUUGAGCAGUACAACAAACGUCACGGUGUCCGUGGGGGAUGUGCAAGACACUCCCCCGCAAUUUAUUGGCAAUUUAACCGCGGAAAUUUCCGAGGACGCCCCAAUUAACACUCUGGUAAUGAAGGUUCACGCAGAAGACGGCGACAGAGGCGCCCCGAGGAAAAUAGUUUACGAACUAGUCAACAAUCCCAUGAGUUAUUUUCUACUCGAUGCCGUUACUGGGGAGUUAAGGACUGCGAGGCCGCUGGACAAAGAGGCCAUCGACAAUCCAGAAGGAGUUUUAACUUUAAGCAUAAAGGCCCGUGAGUUGGUGGAGGGUGCUAAAAGCAACGACCCCUUGACUGUGACAGAUGCCUUGGCCACGGUGAUCGUUAGAGAUGUAAACGACGAGCGUCCGAUGUUCAAUAAGCGCGAGUAUUUCGUGGAAAUUCCGGAGAACAUACCGGAAGGAUCGCCGCUGCCAGAUCUGGACAUGACCGUGAUGGACCCUGACGAGGGCAACAACUCUGCCUUUGCCUUGGAAUUGAACGACGUUUCGGGUGCGUUUUCCAUCGACCCUAGGAACGCGACAGGAUCCACUCCAGUCACAAUCAGCGUCAUCAACAACAACCUUGAUUACGAAGACCCGAACCGACGUAAAUUCAUCAUUUUGGCCGUUGCGAGGGAACUGUACACGAAGGAACAGCUCUCUUCCACUGCAACCAUAACAGUUUCCGUUCUGGACAUAAACGAUAACGCCCCCAGUUUUGAUCAGGAGGGCUAUUCGGCCGCUUUAUCGGAGAUGGCCUCUCCUGGCACACCUGUCAUCACCAUUGUAGCCAGAGAUCGCGAUAGCGGCCGGUUCGGAGAGAAUGGCAUCGUGUAUAAGUUGAGUGGAAACGGAGCAGAUAAAUUUACGGUCAACAACCGGACCGGUACAGUUUCGGUGAAUUUUUGCGAAAACCCCGGGUCAGAAAGUUGCCUGGACUACGAAACCAAGCCCGAGUAUCAACUACAGUUCAUUGCUACUGAUGAUGAUGGUAAAGGGCAGACGACAAUAAUUCCUCUUAAAAUUACGCUCACCGACAAUAACGACAACGCGCCGAUAUUCAGCCAACCGAUUUACAGGGUAUUCAUCAACGAAGGGGCGGUUAAAUUCGACCCGGAUUUGAUUGUAGAGGCGCGGGACGCAGACAAAACGUCCCAUAUUACUUAUUCGAUUGUGGCCGGUAACGACGAAAAUUUAUUCAGCAUAGAUCAGAAGAUCGGCAAAAUUAGAAUCGCCGAUAACAAGGGAUUGGAUGUCAGCAACGAUACCGACAACGUCAUUGUGCUGACUGUGCUGGCGAGCGAUGGUAAAUACACUUCCACAACAAUGGUAAACAUAACGAUUCGUGAUAUAAAUAAUAACGCGCCGAUUUUCGAAAAAGAAAAUUACGUUGAAUCGAUCAAAGAAGAUCUUCCUGAAGGUACAACUAUACUCCAAGUACACGCUACAGAUGCUGAUACAGGAGUGAAUUCGGAAAUAGAAUACUCGAUCGUCAAAGGUUCCUACGACGAUUUCUCUAUUGACAACGCAACGGGUGCCUUGGCCACAGCAAGAAAACUCGACUUCGACAAGAGAAACACGUACAACUUGGAAAUCGCAGCUAUCGAUAAGGGCGAGCCUCCACUUACUGGUGUUACAACCUUGACAGUUAACGUUGUAAAUACCAACAAUAAAAUCCCCUACUUCAUCCCCACCACCCAGAAAGGGGAAGUCAUGGAGGAUGCGCCCAUUGGAACUGUAAUCCACACUUUAAUAGCGUUGGAUCCCGAUGUGAACACAUCAGAGGCUCUGAAUUUUGCCGCAACUGAACCCAUAACCGCGCUGGAUAAGCAUGGGGAUGAAGUUGUUGAGCACGAGGUGUUUAAAGAGUUUUUCGCUGUGGAUAAAAACACCGGGAGGGUUACGGUUAUCAAUACCUUGCUAAGAGAUGUAGCUGCUGUGGUGAGGAUAACCGUUUUGGUGACGGAUAUCACCGCUCCCGAUGUGCAGCAAGGUGAGGGUUUACUGGUGAUUUCUAUUGGAGACGUUAACGAUUCUCCCCCCGUGUUUUCCCCUCCGUGGAGUUUUGAGAACCCUGUCUACAACCUCGAGCUUAAAGAAGAACAACCUGUCGGCACUAUAGUGGCAACUUACGUAGCUAAAGACGAAGAUUCGCAUAUUGCAGGGUAUAUGAUUCAACCUGAAAGCGAGUAUUUCCAGAUCAACAACGGAACAGGCAUAGUGCAAAUUAAGAAGGAAAUCGAUUAUGAGGCGACGCAAGAGCUGAACUUCAGCAUCAUAGCUUUUGAUUCUGGAGUUCCCCAGCUAAACGCCACAGCGCUGGUGAAAGUGAAAGUCAUAAAUCUCAACGACAACGACCCGAUAUUCCCCACCACACAAUACAACGCCAGCAUAGACGAGAACUCGCCAAACGGCACGUUUAUUACACUGGUUAAAGCCGUAGAUAAGGACGCCGGCGAUUACGGAAAAAUAACGUACAGUCUAACCGGGGAACACAGCGAAAAUUUCCACAUUAACUCCGUGACAGGGGAAGUAACCGUCGCCAACGAAAACUUUUUGGACCACGAGGUGAUAAACAAGACUGUUGUUCAAGUGAUCGCCGCAGACGGCGCUUCGGGUAAUUUAAAGAGAUUGGCUACCGUUCCGUUGUACGUAAAAAUUAAGGAUGUCAACGAUAAUUCGCCAAAGUUCUUGCAACACGAAUAUAACGUCACUGUCAUUGAAAAUGUUAGAUUGAAUCCUCCCAUGCCUGUUAUUCAGCUCAACGCUACAGAUGAUGAUGCUGGAAUCAAUGGCAACAUUCGUUUUAGUAUUAUUCAAGGAAAUGAUAAUGAUAUAUUUUUAAUGGGUGUCGAGACCGGUAUUUUAUAUCCACACAAAUCUUUAUUAGGACAGACGAAAAAGUUCAAACUGGUCGUUGAAGCUAGAGAUGGGGGCGGUAAUGGACAUAACACCGACAAAGCUAUAGUUUACGUGCAAGUCAUCAAUGUUAAUGAUCACAAACCCACCUUUAUUAUGCCAGCCUUACCCAAUGCAACAAUAGAGGUCACUGAGAGUACAGCACUUGAAGGGUAUUUGGUGAUGACAGUCAAAGCCACCGACAAAGACGAUGGCGAAAACGGCAGGAUAACCUACCACCUUAAAGUUGAGGAUGAAAAUGUCCAAGAAACAAAAGAAUUCUCUGUAAACGCUAACACUGGAGAACUUAAAACCAAAGUAACCUUGGAUAGAGAAACGCAACCCAAAUUUGAAUUAACUUUAGUUGCGAGAGAUCACGGCUCGCCCAAAUGGUUCGAAUCCCUCAGACACCUGACGAUUUUGCUGGUGGACGCUAACGACAACCGACCUGAGUUUCCAGACACGCAGACUACGAACCCUUACCACUUUUUCGUGACGGAAAACAGCCCGAAAGAUAUCCGAAUAGGUCAGGUUAAAGCCUUAGAUCGCGACGAGGGAACGCACGCUAAAGUUUACUAUUACAUACUGGGCGGUAAUGAAGAUGGUGCCUUCAGAUUGGAUAAAUCCGAGGGAAGCUUGUACACGAGUAAAUCGUUUGAUAGGGAGGAAAAGGAUGAAUACUUUUUGCUUAUCUUGGCGAAUAACGACCCAGACUUCUACUUAACCGACGCAGAUAAGAGCAAGAUAAGUGAAGAGGAGGUUAUGCACGAUAGUAGUAUUGCUAAGGUUUCUGUAACAAUCAGGGAUGUUAACGAUAAUCCACCACGGUUCAAACAAAACGUCUACAACACCGCUGUUAAUGCUAUGGCUAACAUAAACGAGUUCGUUGUGAAUGUCACUGCUGUGGAUCCAGACAACGGUAACAACGGGUCUUUGACGUACUACGUCAAGGCUUCAAAUCUGUACAAGUAUGGUUCCAACGCUAGUUCCGGUUCGAUCAUUCCUUCACCGUUCAACAUAUCUCAAAGUGGUCAAAUUUUCACUGCCAACUACUUAGCGGAGAACAACCAACACCGAUUCAUCGUGGAUGUUAUUGCUAAGGAAAACGCAUAUCCGGAAAGGGAAUCGUUAGCUCAGGUAUACGUGUGGAUUUUCGAGCCGGAACAACUCAUAAGAAUUAUUCUAUCAAGACCUCCAGAAGAAGUAAACAGUGAAAGGCAUGAAAUUAUUGCCGAAUUGGGGAACGCCACUCAAAGCUUGAUUAUAAUCGACGAGAUCAGGUAUCAUGUCAACGAUAUUGGAUCUAAGAAUGAGGAAUGGACCGACUUGUACAUUCUCGCGGUGGACCCGAAAUCCCGCACCAUUUUACCUGUACCUGAGGUCCUUAAAACGAUAGAUUCCAAAUACGAUUUCCUCAAGGAUUAUUACGCUGGAUUCGCUAUUGAGAAUGUUGUGCCCGCGUUUGCUACGGAAAAAGAGGAAACUUUUGAUCCUGCACUGGUAGCGCUUAUAGCCUUACUAAUAGUGCUAUUCGUUGGAAUAAUUUUUUUCGUUAUUGUGUGUUGCUGUUUGAGGCACUGGGUCAUAUCGCCCACAGACCUCAAGAAGAAGGAUGCUUUGAUUAAAAAAGCUAUCAUUGAUGAUCUCAACACUACAGAGAAUCCACUAUGGAUUGAACAAAAACUGAAAAUCUACGAAGAACAAGAACUGACAAUGCAAGUUUUUAACGAACCUGAACAUGGUGCCAUAAACAGACGCGGUAGUGAUGAUUUUGUGCCAGAUGACAAUACAUACGCAACCAUACAACACCCGAACAGAAGAGGUUCGUCCCAUAUGGCAGCAUUGUCCAUGGGUGAUGACCUCGCUGAUUACGCGACACUGUCGGGGGUUCCCCAUCAUUCUGAUAGUGCUCAUAGUUCACUUAGAGGUGCCCCCAACUUUUACGAGGCCGCUAUGGGUUUCCAAGGGUCGACAUUUCAAGUGCCAGAGAAGUUAAAUGCGAGCUCCAAUGACUACGACACGUUUGGGGCGCAUUUCAAAGGAUCCGAACUGACGAUUAACCACGACGGGCAACCUGAGUACGUGGCCGAACUGAUUUAAGAGACUCUUUCGUAAUAGUUUGUAUUGCGAUUGUAUUGUUUUGACAAUAAUGGUUUGAAGGAGAGGGCUGUUGAAAAUACGUGUAGUUUAGCCCCUUUAAUAUAAACGUCAAAACCAUAAAUGUGAUGUUACCAGCCUGUAUUGCAUGUGAGUAAAAUAGUUAGAGAUUACAAAUCGAUUGUAAACAGCUCUUUCAAUUAAACCAUAGAAAAAAGGGAACGUAAUUCUAGUAAAAGUGAUAUAAACUUAAAUGAUCUAGGUUAAUUAUUUUUUUAUUUUAUUUAUUAAUUUAGGUUUAAGUAUUUUAAACACCUCUAAUUUAGAUAGUAUAAAAUUGCCAUAUCAAGAAUAAUUUAAUUUCAUCCUUUAUUUAAUUAAUAAAUAAACUCUGUUAAUAUCACUAUGAUAGUUUUAGAAACUUUUUUUUCCUAACAUUGAGUACUCCAGCUUAGUUUAACUAAUUUUGGGCCGCUGAUUUCAAAAAUGUCAUUUUUUUUCUCUAGGACGUCUAGGAUUUAAAAUAAUUUCGUAAUAAAAUGCUCUGCUCAAUCACCUCAAAAUGUAAGAUUUUUUGUUAGUAUUUUAAUUAUUUAUUAAAUUAUUUUGGAUUAAAUUUAUCUUGAAUGUCUUAACAAUAUGACAUUUUUGAAUUGAAAGGGAAACAAAGUAAACAAGUUUCGGUAUUUUUUAUCCAAAUUAGGCCCACGAAAAUUAAUGCUUUGCAUAAUUUUGCUUUUUUCUACCUUAAAUUUAUUAAAUCGUAUCAAAUAUCGAAUUGAAUUAUAGUAUUAUUGUGCUUAAUCCUCAUCAUCGUCGUACAUCUUUGGCUGCAAAUUCCUGCAAAUGUCUCCUAGCAAUGAAUCCAACUUCUUUCCGCCAUACCCAUAGAUAUCUACCAAUGCUCUAGAUUUGCAGUUACUUGGUGAAAUCGUUCUCCAUGUUCAUCAGUUCGGCAAAUUUAUCAGGAUAAAAAAAAAGAAAAUGUAUUUUAAAUGACAUAUUAACGCUAAUUCUUUACAAAACGGAGAUCAUUUUUUCAAUGAAUUGGCGCCAAUUUUAGGCCCGAUAUGAACCAAGAACAUUUUUAAUGACAGCUUUAACACUGCCAUAUGCAACAAGCUCGUCAACUUUGAGAGCAUUUUUGAAUGCUUCAUCUUUCAUUAAACGUCGUAUAUCAGGUCCAUUUAAUAUUCCUGCAAAAUUAAAGAAGUAGGUAUAUAUCAUAAAAUUUUGUAAUGGAAUAUUGCGUUGGUUUUUCUUGGGCGUAAAGGUACCGCAACAAAAACAAAACAAAUUUACAACGACGACAUAAAUGUUCGUCUCGUUUCUCUUUCUCUGCCACUUCCAUUACCACUUCCCUUUCCUGCUCUUUUUUCAUUUUUGGUUCUUAAAAUCACUUUCAAGUAAAAAUACAAUUUAAAGUUUAAAUUUUAAAUGUCAAAAAUUAAUAGAUGCACUUUAAUGUGCUUGAACGAUAAAGUAGAUAAAGGCGCCUUUAUACUUCAAUUCGAUAUAAAAUGUUGAUACGACUUAAUUAAGUUAUUAAUAAACAAGAGCACAAUGAAAAAAAAAUCUAUUUGACAUUUACCUACCGAUGACUUUGUAAGGAGUCCCUGUAUAUUUUUGACAAAAAACGUCAAAAAUAUACUGAACAUCCAAAAUAGAUUUAGGGCAAAAUAAUUUAAUAAAUAAUCAAAAUAUUAACAAAAAACUUACAUUUUGAGAUAAUUGGGCAGAGCAUUUUAUUACGCAAUUAUUUCGAAUCCUAUAGACGUCCUGGAGCAAAACGAGUGGCAUUUUUGAAAUCAGCCCAAAAUUAGGUAAUAUAGGUGGGCGUACUCAAUGUUAGUAAUUCGAACUAUCGUAGUGUAUUUAUUCUUCAAAUUUACAAAUUGAAUGAUUGUAUACAUUUGUACAUACAAAUAAAAUAUCUUUACUUAAAAUGUGUUUUAUUAAUAUCUUAUUGUUAAAAACAAAUCCCAGGAUGGAUGAACUUAAAAAUCUAACCAGUCGAACAAAAAAACUGGUUUAAAUAUAAAACUACCAAGUUCAGAGUAAUUUAAAAGUAAUAUUUUAACACUAAAAUAAAUUUAUAAAUAAGUAAUUAGUUUGAGUUGUUUUCAACUCCGUUGGUGGGUUUUACUGCAUUUGUGUUUUUGUUCACUGAGUUUCUGUGUUGGGCAGCUUUAAGCUGGACCUUAAUUUGUGGGACGGAAAGACCAGCCUUCAAUUGUUCCGCUUUUUCUGUGGAUUC